Messenger RNA from Sitodiplosis mosellana (orange wheat blossom midge), 2256 nucleotides. Its product is annotated as RE1-silencing transcription factor-like. NCBI's taxonomy places the organism in Eukaryota, Metazoa, Arthropoda, Insecta, Diptera, Cecidomyiidae. Bases 467 to 1978 code for a protein of 503 amino acids. The transcript is spliced from 4 exons. The record is from RefSeq and is a predicted model, not a curated record.
UGUUUUGUGUGUUGCGUUUAGUUUUCAGAUUUUUCUGUUCGUUUGACGUUUGAUUGCAUCGAUUUCAAACUUUUGGACGAAAGUGUCUCCUGUUGACAGCGUGACGACAACCAAUCACAACACACACAAUAUAGCUGUUUCAUUCGUACACGAUGAUCUCAUUGUAUCACAACAUUCUUCUGUAGCUAACGCUUCGAUUUGUUUAUCCUUGUGUGUUUAUUUGUUGAAUGCGAACACCAGCAAAACGUUGACAGUGUGUUAGUGUGCCAAACUAACGCUGUGGAAGAAGCCAGUCGCGCAAGAUGCGGUUGCGUUAUGUUGUAGCUUCGAUUGAUGCAAAAGAAAGAGUGCUGAGUUUAUUUGAAUACAUCAGGUUGCACGUUCGGUAUAACAAGACGCGGUCUCGCACUACUCUUUUGCAUGGUGAUUGUUGUUUAAGCGUGGGAAACAAACACAAUUCGGAACGAUGACGAACGUUUUCGUGACCGAUUUGAAAGCGAUGUGCGGUGCACUGUUACAUGCUCUAUGGAAAAUUGAACGCUCCGAAAAUCCUGAUGUUAUCCCAAUUGAUUUGGCGCAAGACAUUUUGGGUUACCUCGGAUCAUUUCGCGAGCAUGAGGCUAUGCUUAAUGAAUUGGUACAUGUGUCAGUCGAAGAAUCAAACAAACCGAACGGCAAUAGCGAGGAUCAUUCAUCGAAUAUUUCUCCGGAACCCACUAAAGGAGGAGAAGGCGUGGAAGACAAAAAAGUGGUUUCGAAUGAUGCUGCCGAGCAAAACAAUGUGGUUGACGUAGGAAUGAAUGAGGAGGAGAAAGUUGAUGACCAUCCAACUUUGAAUGCAGUCGAUGAGACGGCUCAAAAUGAGCACAUUGCCAUCGAAGAACAUCCAUCGAAUCCACAAACCAUUGGCGAAGAAAUCGAUGCAACCACGGUCAAUGAUACCAGCCACGCGGUAGCGCUGUUGACGCAUGCCAUUGACCAAUUGGAAGAUAUGAACAAAAAAAACUGCGCAGUCCAUGAGACGGACAUUCAAAACGAACCAGAUGAAAUUACUAUUCAAGCUGAAGUUGUUGUGACAACCACACAAGAUGAAGCACAACUCGGUGUUCCCAAACGAUCAAAGAGAAAGGCGCAGUUCAAAGAGGAAGUGGAAAAAUUUUUGCAACGAAGACGUAGCCUGGAUUAUGGCAUGUUAAAGAAUGGCGCUACUUCGCAUUCAGACAUCAGCUCGUCAAACGAUGGCAUUACAAAAGACCUUAAAAUGUCCGUUACGUCAUCGCAUGAAGCCGUCAUCGAAUCAAAAAACGUUGUGAAAUCAAUGAAAAACCGCCAUUCAUUAUCGCGCAAAACGAUUUGCGUACAACGUCCCAGAAUGAGAUUGGCUGAAUUGAACGAUGACAAAUUGGUGAACAUCGUACAUCGAAGAAAUACCGACCAGCGCAUGUACGUGAAAAACGAAGAUUUCCACAAGAAAUGGUGCGGAUUAUGCAAGAAACCCCAAAAGCAUUUCGUACCUCACUUUGUUCGUGAACAUCCCGAAUCGGAAAUUCCGAUCUCUCGACCAUCGCCCACAAUGGCAAACCUGCUACGGCAACAAGCCCAGAAAUUCACGCAACACAAAGGUAGUUUAACUGGCAUCUGUUUGUUCUGUGAAGAAAGCAAAUCGCUGCCGAAAUACAGAUGGGUUGUCCAUUUCUUGGUUCACACCGGUGAAAAGAUGUUCCGAUGCGAAACAUGCGAUGCAACAUACAAACAUAAGACGGAGCAUACAACGUGCCGCCAAGAGCCGGUCAAUAUUCAUUCGGGACGCGAUUCCGUCAUGGGUUUCAUCUGCAAGGAUUGCAAUUACACUCAGCUUUACCGCGGUAAUAUCAUCAAGCACCUGGAAAAUGAACACGGAUACGUGGGACCAGAAGAAAAGUGCCACUACGAAAAGGUUCAACUGGUUCCCGACCUGGAACGCAUCAAACCGAAAUAGUCGCACCAAGAAGAUGACGAUCGACCAAAUAUCUCAUGCUAGCAACAACCAAACGUACAACACGUAUCCAGAAUUCAUAUUUUUUUCAUCUCUUCAUUAACAAAUGAAGGAGCAUUCAUAUUUUUCUCCAACAAAAACUUGAAAACUCUAUAACAGUCAACAUAAAUACAUAAGCACAAAAUACAUUUAAACUCUAUACCCCCAUAGCAUGGUCAUUAGGCAUUACUGUAACGAAAUAAAAUAUAAGACACAACAUUGAAUUUGAAUAAACAUUAAAA